GUUUCAGGCACAUUAGUCUGAUAAGCAGAGUCCACAGCCCUCAGGGUUUUGGCCCAGGAGGCAGAGGUCAGACCUGGGCAGGUGGGAGAUUGUGCAAGAAUUGUUCCUUCCCUUCCUCAUUCUUGUCCCUGUCACAUCAGCUGCCACCCCUUAGCUUGGGUCUUAAAAGGCUGGCAGCCCCAGAGUCCCACAGUAGCCCUUCUCUCAAGGUCAGGAAGAUGAACCGGCUCUGCCUCUCUGUGGCUUUCCUGGUCCUCCUGGGCACCCUGGGGGUGAGCGCCCUCGAGGUCACCAACCACAAGAGCAAGACCAAUGUCCCUUCCCAAGCCUCACACCCUUCGUACUGCCUUGCACCUCCCCCCAUCCAUAUGCAGACCAGGUAUUACUACAACCCCAGCGCCAAGCUCUGCCUGCCUUUUACGUACUGCCAGUCUGCAGAGUAUAAGAACAACUUCCUGACGAAGGACGAAUGCGUCAAGACCUGCGCUGAUGUAUAACCAGGACUCUGAGCCCGGGGGAACCUGGCACCUGGGCUGCCCUGAGAUUCUGAUGUCUGAGGAGACCCACUCAGGGCUGGCUGCGGUGCCCUCUGAAUCAGCUCAGCCCCUUCCUGCUUCCUUCACCCCCGUCCUUUUCAGCAUAGCCCUGCCUCCCUCCUCGCCCCAUGGUUUCAUUUGUGUUAGCGCUAUCUCAUUCAAUAAACUCUGAGCACAUG
Messenger RNA from Tupaia belangeri chinensis (Chinese tree shrew), 715 nucleotides. RefSeq names its product pancreatic trypsin inhibitor. Lineage: Eukaryota; Metazoa; Chordata; Mammalia; Scandentia; Tupaiidae. Gene Ontology annotation, molecular function: serine-type endopeptidase inhibitor activity. The record is from RefSeq and is a predicted model, not a curated record. The transcript has 3 exons. Bases 219 to 497 code for a protein of 92 amino acids.